GUAACAACUCCUUCGUUGUUAGAAACUUCAACAAAUUUACUUAAAUAUUCCUAAAUUGUGUGGCAACUUGAGAUUUACAAAUUUAGAAUAUUAGUUUAGUUGAAAACAGAUAAACCAUGUUGAGGCUAAUGUCGUUAUUCAAGACGCGAUCGAAAAAAUUUGGCGUUAGAUGCUAUCAAAAUCGCCUGCCCACUGGUCGUGCCUCACGCUGCAAGUUGGACGACAGCCAAAGCCGAUUCGGAUUCGUUGGCGGCGAUCUUGGAGACUCCAGCAUGUGGCGACCCCGCCCCCGCCAGCUGCACAUCAAUAGGUUUCCCUCCGGCGAUGUCGAUUCAAGGUCAAUACAGAAGGGCGAGGGAGAGUGGGUGGCGGAUGAGGGGGCAACACUGCGCUGGGGCAUCGCUCCCGUCAGUCUGAUGGCGGAUGACUUUGCUGCCGCUUUGAGUGUCCUGCCGGAGAACCACCACCGCAUCGUGUCCUGCGUGGCUGCCUACCAGUCACAUGCCCUCGCCUUCGCGGAUCGCCAUCAGGUGGAGAACGUGUACACCAGCUUCGAGGAUUUGGCGAGGUGUCCGAAUGUCGACGUUGUGUACAUCUCUCCGCUGAAUCCGCAACACUCGGAGCUCUGCCACUUGAUGCUGAAUCACGACAAGCACGUCCUGUGCGAAAAACCGCUCUGCAUGACGGAGGAGCAGGUGACCAAGCUGCUGGAAAAGGCGCGGGCACGGGGCCUCUUCCUCAUGGAGGGAAUGUGGCCAAGGUGUGUGCCCGCCUACCAUUACCUGCGCCACCAGAUCCUGCGGAAUCGCCUCGGGGAACUGCAGCAAGUGCACUGCACUCUGGGAUUGCCCGUCUCGCAAGGGAGACUUGGACUUUAUGGUGGUGUGACCAAUGACUUCGGUGUCUAUGGAAUGCAACUGGCGUUGUGGGUGUUUCGGGAGGUGCCACGUUGCCUCAAGGUCAGCGGAAGGGUCAACUCACAUAACGUGGAUGUGACCGCUGAGAUCGAACUUUGCUUCACUCGUGGAAAAAGGGCCUUUAUCCAGGUCAGCGCGGAAAAGAAGCUCAGCAACCAGGCUGUAAUUCAGGGAAAAACUGGAUCCAUUAAGAUGAACAACUACUGGUGUCCCACACGUUUGAUAACCGAGGAGGUGGACUAUGAGUUUCCGCUUCCUGGUGGCGACCAGAUGCCACCCACCCACUACCACAAUCGAUUGGGAAUGUGCUACGAGGCCGAGGAGGUGAGGAACUGCAUCCUGAAGGGCAGCCACGAAAGUGACGACUUCAGUCACAAUGAGAGUCUGCUCCUGGCGAACCUAAUGGACACCAUUCACGCGGAACUGGGAGUUGGAGAGUUUGCUCAUCGCGAGAAGGUUCCGGAUUUGCAGAAAGAGAUCGAAAGUGUUCAGGAUGAAGUUGAGGAUCCCGAGGAGCUGGCCAGUGAAACGUGUCGUGUGGUGCAGGAUGUAAUUACCAGUGAAGUCAUCGAAUCCAAGGAGCAGGAGGAAACUGUUCCAGCCAGAUCGAAGGUCGUUGAUGCCCCUUAAAAAGGGGGCGUGGCAAAAUGGUGUCUGUGUAGUCUUUGUCAGAAUGCAAAUCAGAUGGUAUGACUAUCUAUAUUAAAUAAAAUUAAAAUGUAUUGACUAAGGAAAAAUUAAAUAAAGAAACUUUUAUGUGUU
This is a messenger RNA of Drosophila ficusphila, 1679 nucleotides long. RefSeq names its product trans-1,2-dihydrobenzene-1,2-diol dehydrogenase. The coding region runs from base 117 to 1547 and encodes 476 amino acids. The transcript has 5 exons. NCBI's taxonomy places the organism in Eukaryota, Metazoa, Arthropoda, Insecta, Diptera, Drosophilidae. Gene Ontology annotation, molecular function: nucleotide binding. The record is from RefSeq and is a predicted model, not a curated record.